This is a messenger RNA of Balearica regulorum gibbericeps (East African grey crowned-crane), 3042 nucleotides long. The record is from RefSeq and is a predicted model, not a curated record. Lineage: Eukaryota; Metazoa; Chordata; Aves; Gruiformes; Gruidae.
CCUUCAAACCAAAAAUGUGGAAGAAAGAAGACGGUGUCCUUCAGUAGCAUGCCAUCAGAGAAGAAAAUAAGCAGCGCCAGUGACUGUAUCAGCUUUAUGCAGGCUGGGUGUGAAUUGAAGAAAGUUCGUCCAAAUUCCCGGAUUUAUAACCGUUUUUUUACGCUGGAUCCUGACAUGCAGGCUCUUCGUUGGGAGCCUUCCAAGAAGGACCUCGAGAAAGCCAAGCUUGAUAUUUCUGCUAUAAAAGAAAUCAGACUAGGGAAGAACACAGAAACGUUCAGGAAUAACGGACUUGCAGACCAGAUUUCUGAGGACUGUGCGCUGUCGGUAAUUCAUGGAGAGAACUAUGAGUCCCUUGACUUGGUUGCCAAUUCAGCUGAUGUGGCCAAUAUUUGGGUGUCAGGAUUAAGGUACUUGGUUUCUCGUAGCAAGCAACCCCUGGAUUUGAUGGAGAGCAGCCAUAAUACCCCACGUUUUGCCUGGCUAAAAACUGUAUUUGAAGCAGCAGAUGUUGAUGGUAAUGGCAUAAUGUUAGAAGAUACGUCUGUGGAGCUAAUAAAGAAGCUUAACCCCACCUUAAAGGAAACAAAGAUUAGACUAAAAUUUAAGGAAAUCCAGAAGAGCAAAGAGAAACUGACAACACGAGUAACGAAAGAAGAAUUUUGUGAAGUGUUCAGUGAACUUUGCACAAGACCUGAAGUUUAUUUCUUACUCGUGCAGAUAUCUAAAAACAAAGAAUAUCUAGAUGCCAAUGACCUCAUGCUGUUUUUAGAGGCUGAGCAAGGAGUGACACACAUAACAGAAGAAAUGUGUCUAGAUAUUAUACGCAGGUAUGAGCUUUCUCAAGAAGGGCGUUUGAAAGGUUUUCUUGCAAUUGAUGGAUUUACUCAGUACUUGUUGUCCCCAGAAUGUGAUAUUUUUGACCCAGAGCACAAAAAAAUUGUCCAAGACAUGACACAGCCUUUGUCACAUUACUACAUCAACGCAUCCCACAAUACAUAUCUAAUAGAAGACCAGCUCAGAGGGCCAGCUGAUAUCAAUGGUUAUGUCAGAGCGUUAAAAAUGAGUUGUCGGAGUAUUGAACUAGACGUCUGUGACGGCCCGGAUAAUGAACCCAUUAUUUGUAACCGUAACAACAUGACAUCGCCGCUUGCCUUUCGAAAUGUUAUUGAGGUAAUAAACAAACUGGCCUUCUUUGCUUCAGAAUACCCCCUUAUUCUCUGCUUGGGGAACCACUGCUCAGUACAACAGCAGAAGGUAGUGGUGCAGCACAUGAGAAGGAUCUUUGGAAACAAACUAUACACAGAGGCACCUUUAUCCUCAGAAGUCUACCUCCCAUCACCCGAGAAACUGAAAAUGAAGAUCAUUGUGAAGGGGAAGAAGCUGCCCUGUGAUCAGGAUAUAGUAGAAGGGGAAGUCACAGAUGAAGAUGAAGAGGCUGAAAUAUCCCGGAGACUCUCAGAGGACUUCUCAAGGGAACCAAAGCUGAUCUGGCUCUGCAGGGAAUUGUCCGACUUGGUGUCCCUAUGCAAAUCUGUCCAAUACAAAGACUUUGAGACAUCCAUGAAAGCUCAAAAUUAUUGGGAAAUGUGCUCCUUCAGUGAGGCAGAAGCCAGUCGGAUUGCAAAUGAAUACCCUGAAGAUUUUGUCAACUACAACAAAAAGUUUCUGUCCAGGGUGUACCCGAGUGCUAUGAGGAUAGACUCCAGUAACUUAAAUCCUCAAGAUUUUUGGAAUUGUGGUUGCCAAAUAGUGGCAAUGAACUAUCAGACCCCAGGGCCCAUGAUGGACCUACACACUGGCUGGUUUCUACAGAACGGGGGAUGCGGGUACGUUCUCAGGCCUUCAGUGAUGCGUGACGAGGUAUCUUACUUCAGCGCAAAUACCAAGGGCAUUGUUCCGGGCGUCUCUCCCCAAGUCCUACAUGUCAAAAUAAUCAGUGGUCAGAACUUUCCAAAGCCCAAGGGUGCAUGUGCGAAAGGGGAUGUCAUAGACCCCUAUGUCUGCAUAGAAAUACAUGGGAUUCCUGCAGACUGCACUGAACAAAGAACUAAAACUGUUCAGCAAAACAGUGAUAACCCCAUUUUUGAUGAAAGCUUUGAGUUCCAGAUCAAUCUACCAGAGCUGGCCAUGAUCCGUUUUGUUGUUUUGGAUGAUGACUACAUUGGGGAUGAGUUCAUAGGGCAGUAUACCAUCCCGCUGGAGUGCUUACAGCCUGGCUACAGGCACAUACCGCUGCGGUCUUUUGUUGGUGAUAUCAUGGAGCACGUUACCCUCUUUGUUCACAUUGCAAUAACCAACCGAAGUGGAGGUGGGAAGGCCCAAAAGCGCAGCCUCUCAGUGAGGAUAGGAAAGAAAGCAAGGGAGUACACCAUGCUGAGGAACACUGGUCUCAAGAUUAUCGAUGACAUCUUUAAGCUGGCAGUGCAUCCGCUACGAGAGGCUACUGACAUGAGAGAAAAUAUGCAGAGCGCCAUGGUGUCUGUCAAGGAGCUGUGUGGGCUGCCGCCCAUCGCGAGCCUGAAGCAAUGCAUCCUGACCCUGUCCUCGCGGCUCGUGAGCAGCGACAACGCACCCUCUGUUACCCUCUGCAUGAAGGACGCGUUUCCUUACCUAGAGCCUCUGGGGACCAUGCCCGAUGUGCAGAAAAAGGUGCUGGCAGCGUACGACCUGAUGAUUCAAGAGAGCAGGGUUCUCAUUGAGACGGCAGACAUCACUCACGACAAGAUUGUUCAGUGCCAGAAAGCAGGAAUGGAAUUCCACGAAGAGCUUCAUAACCUCGGGACAAAGGAAGGUUUGAAAGGAAGAAAAUUAAGCAAAGCCAUUGAGAGUUUUGCAUGGAAUAUCACAGUGCUGAAGGGCCAAGGAGAUCUCCUGAAGAAUGCCAAGAACGAAGCCCUGGAGAACAUGAAGCAGAUCCAGCUGGCAUGCCUGUCGUGUGGACUGAGCAAAACUGGAAGUGGGCACGCGGACGCCAAGUCAAAACGGUGCCUGGAGGCAAUACAGGAGAAGGAUACCGGAGAUGAGAACGGGAGACUGUGA